UAAUGUUCAUCCCAGUGAUAGCGAAGGAAACCGAAUUUGUGAACUGAACCGUAACACAAAGUUUACGAACCCUGCUGAUUUGAAAUCAAAGAGAGGAUCUACCUACUAUGGCUCUGUUCAGGCCCCAUGUAUGGAUGAUUCCCAUGGGGUAACAGGGAAAAUGACGAGCGUCUACUGUCAUCCGGGAUAUAAAGGAACUCAUUGUCAAACAAUGUUGGAAGGUCGGUAUUCCAACCCCGCAAAGUCUUGUAAGGACAUCCGGGACUCAGGAGAUUCCCCUGAGGACGGGGAGUACUGGAUCGACCCUGAGAAGACUGGAAACCCUUUGAAAGUCUUUUGUGACAUGACAACUGACGGAGGGGGUUGGCUUCUUGUGUCCAACGUUGUACUUAACAGGCCAUCCGCCUUCCAAGUGAAGCUGGUAUCUUCAUACCAUGGGAUCAGCAGCUGCCUCAACAACAUAACGUUCCUGAAAAAAAUAGCAGUGCAGGAACUGAUGACACUUAUACCUUUCACUCAGCUGAGAUUUCACUGCAGCAAACGACAGGGACGUACGUUCCACGUGACCACGGCUGCCAACAGUUCAGGUAAAGCUGUGGUCCAGUACCUCAGCGGUCAGACGGAUGAGAAGCCUGACUCCUGUGGCUCUUUCGUGAGAAUGGAAGAUGACAACUCCAAAUUAGCAAAAACGUGCGACCGAUGGAGAGGCGGCAAACGAGGUAAGCCUCCACUUGGUAAAUGGGGAGAAGCUUCGUUAUAUGAUCACACUGCCUUUACGGGGCGCUCAAGUCACUGGUUGUUAGAAACGGGAAGAUUUGAAUGUGAUGACUAUAUUAGUGAUGGAAAGUUUGUUCCAUUGUCGUCAGGCGAUUUUUGGAAGGUCUUUGUGCGCUAGCCUCUCACUUUAGUAGACACCGUGAUGAGAGAACCUUUUAAAUCCAGGAAAAGUUUCGUAAUUUGUAAAGUGUUUUUACGAUUUU
Messenger RNA from Stylophora pistillata, 980 nucleotides. RefSeq lists its product as uncharacterized. The record is from RefSeq and is a predicted model, not a curated record. Gene Ontology annotation, molecular function: extracellular matrix structural constituent; oligosaccharide binding. NCBI's taxonomy places the organism in Eukaryota, Metazoa, Cnidaria, Anthozoa, Scleractinia, Pocilloporidae.